Phyllostomus hastatus (greater spear-nosed bat) is the source of this 399-nucleotide messenger RNA. Its product is annotated as NADH dehydrogenase [ubiquinone] 1 beta subcomplex subunit 7-like. NCBI's taxonomy places the organism in Eukaryota, Metazoa, Chordata, Mammalia, Chiroptera, Phyllostomidae. The coding region runs from base 1 to 399 and encodes 132 amino acids. The transcript has 2 exons. The record is from RefSeq and is a predicted model, not a curated record. Gene Ontology annotation, cellular component: mitochondrion.
AUGUCUCAUAAGACAGCAACCACGGGGGCGCACCUGGCCAGGCGCUACCUGGGCGAUCCCUCAGUGGAGCCUGACCCCCUGCAUAUGCCCACCUUCGCUCCAGACUACGGCUUCCCUGGGCACAAGAAGCGCGAGAUGGUGGCCAUGCAGCAGGAGAUGAACGAUGCACAGCUGGUGCUCCAGCAGCGAGACUACUGCGCCCACUACCUCACCCAGCUGCUCAAGUGCAAGCGUGACAGCUUCCCCAACUUCCUAGCCUGCAAGCAUGAGCAGCACGACUGGGACUACUGCGAGCACCUUGAGUACGUGAUGCGAAUGAAAGAGUUUGAGCGGGAGCAACGGCUGCUGCAGCGGAAGAAGGGGUGGGAGCAAAGGGAGGCAGAUCUGGCCAGAGGCUAG